Molecule: messenger RNA, 912 nt
Organism: Cladocopium goreaui
Lineage: Eukaryota; Dinophyceae; Suessiales; Symbiodiniaceae
Source: the annotation of a GenBank genome assembly
CUUAAAGCUAUGCAGUGGCACAUAGGCAAAAAUUCUCCGUCUGCCAUGUUUGCCUUUGCUGUUUUGCUCGCAUGCAGCGUUUGGUCCGGCGAAGCGGCACCAGAAGGUAGCAUAGCAGCUGUAGAGUUAGAGAAACGCUUCGAGCAGCUCAAGGCGAUGGCCAGUGCAGAGGGGAAAGCUGCUGAUCCUGAAUUUCUUCAGAUGAUGGAGGACCUUGAGAAGCAACUCCAGGGGCUGAAGGAAGGACAAGAACAGUUACAAAAAUCGCAGGAAGAGGCUGAAAGGUCUCGCAAACAGACAGCAAUGGAAGAUAGCACGUGGGUAGCAGCUUGUUUCGCAAUGGCGACGGAAAGCUUAGGUGGCUCUCUGUCCAAGGAGCUCUUUGAAGCUGUUGGGCGAGCCGCAGAGGACAACAUGACAUUGGAAGAGGCAGCUGAGCUGCCGCUGUUCCGAAUGGCAACCGUCUGUUUGGGGAAGCGGCUGGACGAAGGUGAGACUGCCCGUACACAAGAGAUGUUCAAGCACGUGACCAUGGGUUUGAAGAGAGGUAGAAAACCUCCUCCAUUGCCCGAAGCCUGGGUGGAAGAAUCAGCAAGUGAUGAGGUUAAGGAGCAGGUUAGGCACUUGUCUCCCUGGGCGUGGAAUUUGCUGAAGAUGCAGGCUGGGGGUGCUGUAUACAACAGCAAGUGGUACAAUCGAGGCCCUCCAUCGUUCUUCUUGGUUUUUGCACUGCCUGUGCCACUUUACUAUGCAGUUCAGUGGUUGCUCAGGAAAUUGCGCGGAGAACCAGGGCCGCCAGAAAUCAAGGAUGACAAGAAGAAAGGUGAUGCGAAGAAAGUUGCCAAGAAAGACAAGGAGGACAAGGAGGAAGAGAAGAAGGAAGACAAGAAAGACAAAUGAAUUUAAAAGAAA